AUGGAGGGCAAUACGUCGUUGAAGAGGAAGGAGGGACAUGAAGCAGAUGCGGCCAAGGCUCAGGGCACGCCAGCCACGUCCGCGGCUUCCGAACAACCACCCAAGCACAAGAAGGCCAGAACCGAAGAAGAGAACACGGAACGAGGCGACGAACCGUCUGAACAAGCGCUGGUGGGUGAGCUGAAGGAAGCGCUCGCCAAAGGAACCGCGCAAGACGUCAUCUACUGGAUGAAGGACGGAACGAUCAUCCAACUCCUCGCCACCGACUCCUUCUACGUCGCCCUGGCGACGUUGGUGGACGCCAAGAUCAGGGCGGCGCCCAUCUACGACCCGGCCGAGCAGAAGUACGUCGGGUUCGUCGACAUGCUGGACCUCACCGCCGCCAUCGUCGAGUUGCUCGAGGUCAACGAGACCUUCAAGAACAAGAAGAACAAGAAGGAGAAGAAGGAGAAGGAGACGAAGCAGGAAGAGGAGGAGUCGGAGGAGGUGAAGAGGAGGAAGCGCGACUAUGCGGAGGACGAGGAGGACCCCUUCGCUGAACAUCUGAUGCUCGAGAGCCUCUCCGUCAAAGCCAUCUCCGACUUUUCGCACACGGACCCGUUCAUUUCGGUGCGCAGCGACGAGAGCCUCACCAAGGUGGCCGAGCUGCUGCGGACCCACCACCGCAUCGGCGUCGUCAACGAGAAGGGCACCUUCAUCGGGUUCGUGGAGUACUUGAGCGAGGAGCACGCGCUGACGCUGGACAAGACGGGAUUGACGGUGGGCGAUCUGGGCCUGGCCAGGCACCACGUCCACACGGUGCCGGUCGAGGGCACCACCGCGCUCGACGCGCUCAAGGAGAUGCGCGACCGGAAGGUCACCGGCCUGGGCGUCGUCAACAAGAACGGCGUUCUGCUCGACGUCAUCUCCGCCAGCGACCUCAUGGUGUGGGCCGAGUGGGAGGCCUGCGGCCAGCCGAUCCGGUUCCGGCACCUCUCGACGCUCAACUACCCCAUCACCGAAUUCCUCGCCCAGAGCCGAGCACAGGCACACCACAAGAAGGUGAACCGCAAUGAAGGCCCGAUGGUGUGCACGUCCGAGACGGAGCUGCAGGAGGCGAUCGGCACGAUGCUGGUCAACAACAUCCACCGCCUGUUCGUCGUGGACGAGGCGCGCAAGCCCGUCUCGGUCCUCACCUACGGCGACAUCAUCGCCCGCCUCACCGCCUAA
Acanthamoeba castellanii str. Neff is the source of this 1209-nucleotide messenger RNA. RefSeq names its product CBS domain containing protein. Lineage: Eukaryota; Discosea; Longamoebia; Acanthamoebidae. The transcript has 8 exons. The record is from RefSeq and is a predicted model, not a curated record. Bases 1 to 1209 code for a protein of 402 amino acids.